Messenger RNA from Cryphonectria parasitica EP155, 1188 nucleotides. Its product is annotated as acid proteinase. Gene Ontology annotation, biological process: proteolysis. Bases 91 to 897 code for a protein of 268 amino acids. The record is from RefSeq and is a predicted model, not a curated record. The transcript has 4 exons. Gene Ontology annotation, molecular function: glutamic-type endopeptidase activity. NCBI's taxonomy places the organism in Eukaryota, Fungi, Ascomycota, Sordariomycetes, Diaporthales, Cryphonectriaceae.
CUCAGAUCAACCACUCUACCUGAUCUUUCACUCUCUGGUUACCAUAGAAGAUUAUCGUUCCAUUUCUUCCCCCAUCCCUCAGUCUGCAAGAUGAAGUACACCGCCGCCCUCGCCGCCCUUGUCACUCUGGCCGCCGCCGCCCCCACCGACGGCAUCAUCGACAUCGGUGACGGCGUCAAGCUCGUGCCGCGCGAGCCCCGCGCCCACACUCGUCUGGAGCGCCUCCGCACCUUUCGCCGCGGCCUGAUGGAGGGUCUCGAGUCCGGCGAAAGGAACAGCAGCGAUGUGUCGUACGAUAGCAACUGGGCUGGCGCCGUCAAGAUCGGUACUGGCCUGAACGAUGUCACUGGCACCAUUGUUGUGCCUACACCCUCUGUUCCCAGCGGAGGCAGCAGCACGGCCAAGUACGCCGCCUCUGCCUGGGUUGGCAUUGAUGGAGACACUUGCACGUCUGCUAUUCUCCAGACCGGUGUGGACUUUUAUGCUGGUCGUGGUGGAGUCUCUUUUGAUGCCUGGUACGAGUGGUACCCCAACUACGCCUACGACUUCUCCGGUUUCUCCGUCUCUGCUGGUGACACAAUCGUCAUGACCGCAUCAGCCAGCAGUCUCAAGGCCGGCACCGUCACGCUCGAGAACUCGACCACCGGCAAGAAGGUCACCCAGUCCUUCUCCGCCGAGAGCUCCGAGCUCUGCGAGUACAACGCCGAGUGGAUCGUCGAGGACUUCGAGUCCGGCAGCAGCCUGGUCAACUUUGCCGAUUUUGACACCGUCACCUUCAAGGACUGCUCCCCGUCCGUCUCGGGCUCUACCAUCGUCGACAUCCGCCAGAGCCUCGAGGUCCUGACCGAGUGCUCUACCACCGGGACCACCACCGUCACUUGCGAGUACGUUGGUUAGAGAGAGAGUGUGUGUGUGUGUCACAACUCAUUGACUGAUGGACUAUUGUGGUGGCGUCCGUGGCCAACCUGGAAAAUCAGGGCGGGGCUGUGGUAGAGGUGAGGAUCUGGUUUGACCAGGCUACUAUUGCGUGCCAGUAGUUACAAGGCACUGCUUGCUGCACACACUGUGUUCACACUUGAGCAGAAGCUUGCCAAUUACAUUCUUACUAUCUGUACAUAUUAUCUAGUAUAUCAUGAUGCUAGCUGUACAGAAUAAACUUUUGAUAAUAUGACUUGUGGCUUCCUGGUG